This is a messenger RNA of Microcebus murinus (gray mouse lemur), 874 nucleotides long. The record is from RefSeq and is a predicted model, not a curated record. Lineage: Eukaryota; Metazoa; Chordata; Mammalia; Primates; Cheirogaleidae.
AAUUACUCUGGGAAGUAAAAGGCACAAGAGAAAAAAGCCCAGAGAUGGUAUUUGGCCUCAUUUUAUCAGGACACUCAAUCUUAAUUUAGAGAAAGAAAGAAGAGCUUUUUUAGUGUGACAAGCAUGAGAACUGGAAAGAAGUACAGAGUUUUUCAGACAAGCCUGUUUUUGUAAAUUUGCAGGUUACUAUGCUCUUGUUUCUAUGCAGGCGGGGUUGUAGGUCAGGUGUGUUUGUGUCUAUAAAUCCACACCCAUUUUCAACCAGAAACAUCCAGAGUACACUUCCAACAAGUUCACUGGCCAGUUCAGGAUGGGGAGAUGACAUCACUUGGGUUCAAACUUACGAAGAAGGUCUUUUUCAUGCUCAAAAAAGUAACAAGCCAUUGAUGGUUAUUCAUCACUUGGAGGAUUGUCAAUACUGCCAAGCACUAAAAAAAGUAUUUGCCCAAGAUGAAGAAAUACAAGAACUGGCUCAGAACAAUUUCAUUAUGCUGAAUCUCAUGCAUGAGACUACCGAUAAGAAUUUAUCACCUGAUGGGCAAUACGUGCCUAGAAUCAUGUUUGUGGAUCCUUCUUUAACAGUCAGAGCUGAUAUAACUGGAAGAUACUCUAAUAGACUGUAUACAUAUGAGCCUCAGGAUUUACCAGUAUUGAUCGAAAACAUGAAGAAAGCACUAAGACUUAUUCAAUCAGAGUUAUAAGGGAUGACAGAAAAAUGGCCUUUGCUUCUAAGAGAUCAAAUGUCAUGAAAUAAACCUCUGACUCAUUGACAAAUACUAUGUGUGCAAAGUAAAUGUAUUUUGUAACAGUAACUAUUAUUUAGAUUUUUAAAUGUGUUUGUAAUAUUCUUAUGAAGGUAAAAUGAUAUUUCAAU